UUCCAAAAACCAACAGGUGAAACCUCCAACCGUGAUCGGCCAGUUCCACACCCUCUUCUUUGGUUCUGUGAGGAUGUUCUUUCUUGGAGUGCUGGGCUUUGCGGUUUAUGGGAAUGAGGCUUUGCAUUUCAGCUGUGACCCAGACAAAAGAGAGAUAAAUCUCUUCUGUUACAAUCAGUUCAGGCCAAUAACUCCCCAAGUGUUCUGGGCAUUACAACUCGUGGUUGUCCUGCUUCCUGGAGCGAUUUUCCACCUUUAUGCUGCAUGUAAAAGCAUCAACCAAGAAUGCAUUCUUCAAAAGCCCAUGUAUACUGUGAUUUACAUCCUCUCUGUCUUGUUAAGAAUCAGCUUGGAGGUGGCAGCAUUUUGGCUUCAGAUUCAUCUCUUUGGCUUCCAGGUGAAACCUCUAUACUUGUGUGAUGCCGAAUCCCUUGGUAAAAAAAUGAAUGUUCUAAAAUGCAUGGUUCCAGAACAUUUUGAAAAGACUAUUUUUCUCAUUGCAAUGUACACCUUUACUGUAAUCACCAUGGUAUUAUGUGUUGCUGAGAUUUUUGAGAUAAUAUUUAGAAGGUCGUGUUUCCUCUUUAAACAAUGACAGGGUUGAUUACCUAUUGUCAUGAUAUAGUUCCUAUCACUCAUUUAUGUUUAGU
Messenger RNA from Peromyscus eremicus (cactus mouse), 650 nucleotides. RefSeq names its product gap junction protein epsilon 1 (gene Gje1). Lineage: Eukaryota; Metazoa; Chordata; Mammalia; Rodentia; Cricetidae. The transcript is spliced from 2 exons. Bases 74 to 595 code for a protein of 173 amino acids. The record is from RefSeq and is a predicted model, not a curated record. Gene Ontology annotation, biological process: cell communication. Gene Ontology annotation, cellular component: connexin complex.